Molecule: messenger RNA, 1132 nt
Organism: Malania oleifera
Lineage: Eukaryota; Viridiplantae; Streptophyta; Magnoliopsida; Santalales; Ximeniaceae
Product: stress-response A/B barrel domain-containing protein At5g22580
Exons: 2
Coding region: 458-940 (160 amino acids)
Source: RefSeq, a predicted model, not a curated record
AGGGAGAAAAGUCCAGCGUUAAUAAGCAUUCGUUUUAGAUUUCAGAGAGAGAGAGAGAGAGAGAGAGAAGAAAGGGAAAAAUAAAAUUGAUGGGGGCUGUCAUGUGAUGAUGGUGCCUUUGAAAAUAGGGACACCCUAAGGCUCAAGCUCCAAGAAGGAUGGCACAGAAGGGUCCUAUUCAUGUGAAAAAAGAAAGGGGUUAAGAGUUAGGACAAUGGGGUUGGGACAGUUUGGUGAGAGGUGGAGCGGCUAAAAUGCUGACUUGUGGGACUCCACCCCCACCAUGCAAUGGUACCUUUCCAAAUAUUGAGUUGCAGAUGCUGUCUAUGGGAAAAUGGGAUGGACUUCCCCUCAAUUCCCUGGUGAUUGCCUUGCCCACCAACUCCAGCGGUAAAAUGGGUCAUGCCAUUCACAGUGGACAGAUUAGACUGUGGAAGUUGACAUUCAAAUAAUAUUAAUGUGUCUGUCUUUGCGUCUCUCUGUUACUCUGUGGCUCUGUGUGUGUGUGUAUCUAUAUAUGCUUGGCUUUAGAAGGCUCAUUUGCUUCAGUGCUGCAUUGGUGUCUGUGAGCAUGGGAGAGUUCAAGCACUUGGUCCUGGCUAAGUUCAAGGAAGGGGUGGUGGUGGAAGACAUCUUAAAAGGCAUGGAGAAGCUGGUUUCCGAAAUUGAUGCUGUCAAAUCUUUUGAAUGGGGGCAAGACAUGGAAGGGCAAGAGGUGCUAAGGCAAGGCUUCACCCACGUCUUCUCCAUGACAUUUGGCAGCAAGGAAGACUACACUGCAUUCGUCAGCCAUCCCCACCAUGUUGAAUUUUCUGCCACAUUCUCAGAAAUAAUUGAGAAGAUUGUGCUGCUUGAUUUCCCAACUGUUCUGGUCAAAGCACCGGCACCGGCACCGGCACCGGCACCGGCAUCCCCAACCCCACCAUCAAAAGAACCUUAAGAACAAUACUAAAUAACCCUAGUUUAUCGAUAGUAUCAUCAGCAGUAUCAGUGUGUCUCUUUGCGUAGUGCAUCUAUGCACAUUUAUAAUGUGUUCGCUGGUGUGAUUUUGUGUGCUGCUAAUUAUUUUCUUAUGUAUGCAAUUGGAUGGGUUUCUAUUGAAAAUAUGAACUUGCACUGUACUAUACCAAAA